UGCCCUGUAACAUAUUCGGUAUUUCAGUCGUACAGCAGUCUAAUACCCUACGUGGAAACAGGGAAGUAUUUACAAUUUUACAGUUCAAAUGAAUAUACGUAAGCUACCAUAUACACUUUAAUAUAAUUCGGUUUCAUUGGCUAUUACAAACGGAAUAUCGUUUCCGUCAAAACACACAAAGUGACAUCCAAAUUGAGAAGCUUGAUAGCGCAUGGUUAUACCCAGUAGCACUAGACAUUCAUUUUAAACACGCACCCGAAUAUUUAUAAUUUCCUUUAAUGUGCACUAAAUAUCCGUUUCAAACACCAGAUCUUAAUAUCAGCAUUAGGCUACAUCGAUCCGUAAUAUUAGGAGGUAUACAUGUUCCAACCGAAAUUCCCAAGCACACUGAUGACAAUGUUACCCUCGCUGUUGUAAGAUUUCCUGCUAACGGGUAAGUGCAGCUACCCGUGCAAUGCCGCUCUCCAUAAAGCAGUCGCGUAUACGCACUGAGUGCGAGCUCCACCCAUUUCUGGGACUUGAUUAGACCGCUCCACGAAGUCGCGGCUAAAACUUUACUCUUCUAGAUAUUAACGACGACAUGGGAAUGAAACAGUGCAAGUACCGUCGUUGGAGAAUUAUAAUACAAGCAAUAACACAUUUUGUAGCUACUCAGUCACUGCGUGCUUGGAAACGGUAGGCUAAUAAGUAAGCCUAAACUAAGCACGCAAAAGAAACUACCAAUAUUGUCAGAAAUUGUUAACUUGUGAGAAACGGAUUUGACGGGAUGUUCAGACCCGAGAGGACGAACCUGAAUUUGGGGGAUGCAACUCGCGGACGGGACCCUGACCACCGGAGGUUUACCGUGGAAGGAUGUCCCGGCAGAGAAUCUCCCUUCUCGCUCGAACUCAAUCCCAGGAAGAGGCUACAUUCAGCGGAGGAAGCCCUGUGCGGCAGCCGACCACCCCCGGAGGGCGCCGGGUCUGUGACCAUAUCAGAGUCGGGUCAUUUCGAGAGAAGGGACCUCAAGGGAAACUUGUGCAAACAAUGUCAGAUGAAAGUCGCAGAACUGAAGAGGCAAGCGCUCGCGCUGACCGAUCCAGGGUCUCUGAAGGACCCGGGCUUCGCCGCCUUCCUCUUCGACAAGCUCCAAGUGCCUGAGUACCCUCCGCGCGGGCGGCAUGAGGGCGGGGGCCAGUGCGAGGUCUGCUCCACCCCCCUGCACCAGCUGAGACAGCAGGCCCUUCAGAUGAUCCUGGCCGUGGCCAAAGACAUGCCCGACCUGCCGCCCAGCGCCCUCUCGGGGCUGCCCCCGCGGGCCGCCGGGCGCGGCGUGGUCACGCUGUCCUCGUCCCGCGACUGGGCGCUGCCCGCCGGGAAGCAGCCGCCCAAGCCCCACACCAUCCUGUCCGCGGGCGAGAGGCGCCGGGGGCUGGGCUGGCAGCAGGGGGCCUCCGCCGGGCCCAAGUCCAGCGUCCAGGUGACGGUCGGGACGGGCCCGCUGACGAGCACCCUCGGCUCCGUCACCAUCCAGGCGCAGCAGUACCUCGAGGGCAUGUGGAGCAUCUCCCGCGUCAACAACUUCCUGCCUCAGCCCUGCCUGACGCAGGGCCUGACACCCGAGCCGGAGUGGGGUGGCGUGGCCCCCGAGGCCCCCAGCGCCACUGUGAGCAGCUGCCUGCCGCCUGCACCCCAGGGGAGCCCCGCCCAGCCGGCGCAGGGCGUGGUCGGGCCCCCCGGAUCGGCCCAGGGCGCUUCCGCCGCAGCCUCCUUCUUCAUCAGGGCAGCCCAGAAGCUGAACCUCUCGUCCAAGCGCAAGAAGCACCAACCGCCCCUGCCGCUCUCCCAGGAGCCCUCCAUCUACCCCACCAGUUUCAGCGGCAUCCUGCAGGUGUCUCCACCCCCAGCGCCCCCAUGCCUUCUCCGAGCCGUGUCCAAGGUCAAAGACAACCCAGGAAUGGGAAAGGUGAAGGUGAUGAUGCGCAUCUGCCCCUCUCAGGGCGCUCACGACACGUCGGAGUCCAUGUCCUUCCUCAAGGUGGACCCGCGCAAGAAGCAGCUGACCCUCUACGACCCCACGGCCAGCGCGCACCCCAACUCAGGGCACCGCCGCGCCGCCGUGGCCGCCCCGAAGAUGUUCGCCUUCGACGCCGUCUUUACCCAGGAUGCAUCGCAAGCUGAGGUGUGCUCAGGGACGGUGGCGGAAGUCAUCCAGUCGGUGGUGAACGGCGCAGACGGCUGCAUCUUCUGCUUCGGCCACGUCAAGCUCGGCAAGACGUACACCAUGAUCGGUAAGGACAGCUCCACCCAGAGCCUGGGUAUCGUGCCCUGCGCCAUAUCCUGGCUCUUCAAGCUCAUCAACGAGCGCAAGGAGAAGACGGGAACGCGUUUCUCCAUCCGGGUGUCGGCCGUGGAGAUCUGCGGCAAGGACGAGACGCUGAAGGACCUGCUGUCCGAGGUGGCCAGCGGCAGCCUGCAGGACGGCCAGUCCCCGGGGGUCUACCUGCGCGAGGACCCCAUCUGCGGCACUCAGCUCCAGAACCAGAGCGAGCUGCGCGCCCCCACCGCCGAGAAGGCCGCCCUGUUCCUGGACGCGGCCAUCGCCGCCCGCAGCACCAGCAGGCCCGACUGCGACGAAGAGGAGCGCCGCAACUCGCACAUGCUCUUCACCCUGCACAUCUACCAGUACCGCAUGGAGAAGAGUGGCAAAGGAGGAAUGUCUGGCGGGCGGAGCCGACUGCACCUCAUCGACCUCGGAAGCUGCGAGAAGGUCCUGAGCAAGAGCAGGGACGGAGGCGGGGGCCUGUGCUUGUCACUGACCGCCCUGGGGAAUGUCAUCCUCGCCCUGGCGAAUGGAGCUAAGCAUGUACCUUACAGGGACAGCAAGCUAACGAUGCUGCUGAGGGAAUCGCUGGGGAACAUCAACUGCCGAACCACCAUGAUUGCCCACAUCUCUGACUCCCCGGCCAAUUACGCCGAGUCGCUCACCACCAUUCAGCUGGCGUCCCGCAUCCACCGCAUGAGGAAGAAGAAAUCCAAGUAUGCAUCUAGCUCCUCUGGUGGGGACAGCUCCUGUGAAGAGGGGCGAAUUCGCCGACCGCCCCACCUAAGGCCCUUCCACCCCCGAACGGUGGCCCUGGACCCAGACCUACCAGCCUUUGUCAGUGAUCCAGACUACUCCUCUAGCAGUGAGCAGUCCUGUGACACAGUCAUCUAUGUAGGACCAGGAGGAGCUGCCAUCUCUGAUCGUGAGCUCAGUGACAACGAGGGCCCUCCUGCUUUUGUUCCCAUUAUUCCAUCACUGAACAGGAAGCGCGUCAAAGGCAGCCCGGUAGAUCGAGACCUCUUUAAAUGCAACACAUUUGCGGAACUUCAGGAAAGACUUGAGUGCAUUGAUGGCAGCGAGGAGCCUAACUCCUUCACAGGGGAGGGCAGGGGGUCUCAGACUGGUCCCAAAAUAGACACUGGAGUAGUGGCCAAAGUUAAAGAGGGGGCUUCUGUUCCCCUAAAGACUCCUGCCAAAGCAUCCUCCCAAGAGAAUAUUUCUCCAAAACAGUCUCCCCACUACAUACCAACUCACUCCAACAACAGCAGCCCUGUAAAAUCCAAAAUGGAACAUUCCAAAUGGCCAGGUGCCACUUCAGAAAGGGGAAUCUCUGAGAACUUAAGCCGUACAAGUGCAGACGGGGAGAAAGUGCUGGUUUCUGAUGGCCGGACAAGCAGUUACAAACAUGGUGGGGCAGCAUCACAGGACUCUGAGCCAGUGGUGCGUGAGAAGGUCUACUUAAACAAGAAGCCAUUACCCAAACCUGCCCCUCCUCCCCCCCAGCAGAGAGAGCCCAAAAGGCUGUGUCCCGAGACUGAGGGAAGCUCUGCCACCAGGAUCCCCCCUGUAGGGAUGAGCCACCAAGCGGUAAAACGGGGAGAAGCCGGGACCUCUCCAGUGCUGGGUAGAGCCCACCACAUGAGCAGGACCCCACUGGAGGUCAGCCACCUCCGCUCGACCCUAAGAGGGAGGUGUUUUGACAGGGACAUCCUGAGGACUACUGUGACCCUGCAACAACCUGUGGAGCUGAAUGGAGAAGAUGAGCUGGUGUUCACAGUGGUGGAGGAGCUGUCCAUUGGCGGCAUCAUUGACAAUGGGCGGCCCUCUAGCAUUAUUAGCUUCAAUAGUGACUGCUCUUUGCAGGCAUUGGCCUCAGGCUCACGUCCGGUUAGCAUCAUCAGUAGUAUCAAUGAUGAGUUUGAUGCAUAUACCUCCCAGGUGGGUGCCUCUGGGGUUAAUAUAGAGGUGGUGACACCUUUGCCAGACGAGCCUUUUCACUGCAUUGGCAGUAGGCGCUCCUCGAUCAGUUCCUGGCUCAGUGAAGUCAGUGUAUGCACACUAGAGAGUGAAGGUGCACACUCUGCAGGCAGCUUCAUACCGCCGUCUAAGCACAUUGGUCCAGAGGGUACCUUCUAUUUGGAUUCCCUCAGCAUGUUCGACAAGGAGCCCUUCUCCCCUAAGGAUGCCAAGAGUUCCCUGAAUGACAGUGGCUUUUGCUUCUCAGAAGUGGACAGUGAGAGUGCCACCUCCAGCAAACUCUCCCUGAGUAUGACUAAGUGCCCACCAUCCCCCGACUCUACCAAAGCAUCCACCAGAGGUUCUAAAGUUACAAAAGCCAGUACUCUCAACACUUCCCAACCCCCACAGAUCUCGCAUGUUCACUCCAGUCUUCCCAGGAAAAUGAAACCUACCUCAUCUGUCCCCCAGAGUAGCAAGCAGGAAGGCAAGCCGGAUGAUCCUUGGUUGCGCAUGGACAGUCACUCACAAUCUCAAAGUUCUGAGACUGUCUCUUCAAUUAAGUGCUCCAGGAAUGGCACGAGUGGUAUACCCUCCAGGAAGCCAGGCCUGAACAGCAACAGUGUACCUCGACCACCCAAAACACAGGGGUCUACCUCAUCCCAGAGAGUGGUGGAUGGCUGCGAAAAGUCUAGUGUCAAGAAGGCAGAGCCUCCUAGUAAAAUGCCGCAGUUCCGGAGAGGGGCAACCACACUGGGCACCGUGCCUGUCAUCCACAGUUCCCCCGAGUCCAAAGGGAAUCUAGAUGCCACAUCGGCAACUGGAAGCCUCAAGUUCUCCUCCUUGGGAAAGAAAACAAAUGGACAGAAAGGUAUGCUUUCUAAGCCUGGUGGCACAUCACCCCCUGCUCCACCAGUUCGUAAAUCCAGCCUAGAUCAGAAGAACAGGAUCUUGCUGCCCCCAAGUGCCUUAAAAGCUGCAGGUAUUGAUGCAGGAAAGUCCUCAGCACCUAGGGCAACAGCAUCAGAAGAUGAGCUUGAUUUACGUUUCAGAGGGGACUCCACUGGCUACAAAACAUCAAGCUUAAAGGCUGACUACAGCUCAGCCAAAGCAACGUCUAGUCUAAAAAAUAGGGGGGUCAAAGGAGAUGGUGGACAGUGCUAUGGCAGUCAGAUUUCUCUGGAGAGAUGUGACAGCUUGACUUCAGUGGGGUCCAAACCUGGACUUAGUAGAGAGAAUAGCGGUGCCAGCUUAGGCAGCAGUGGCAAAUCUAGCAGGUCUAUACCAAGGCUUGGAAUGCCCACCUCUGCCUCCACUCCCACUGCUACAUCUCCCCCUUCCUGUACUGCCCCUGGAACCCCAGGCAAAACAGGGCAGAUAAAAGGCAGUGUCAACCCGAAGGGGAUGGGUGUAAAUGGAAGUAAGGUCCGAAGCCUCUCCUCAAGCAACUCCAAGGCCCUGAGCUCCUCCACCAAAUCCCUUGCUGCUCCCACCACACGGAGUGCUAACCUUCCCCCCACUGGGAAGACAGCCACUCGGUCUGUGACGGGGGUCAGUGGUAAACCUGGGAGGGGAACCAUUAUGGGCACAAAACAAGCCAUCCGUGCAGCUAACAGCAGAGUCAGCGAGCUGGCGUCAGGCAGCCCUGGAAAGCACUUCAGGGGCUCUGGGGACUCGGACAGUGGCAACGACAGUGGAGUGAACCUGAGUGAUGACAAGACCUCCAUCCCUAUGCUGCCAUCCCCCUACAGUAAGAUCACAGCUCCAAGAAGGCCUCAGCGCUACAGCAGUGGACACGGCAGUGACAAUAGCAGUGUACUGAGUGGGGAGCUUCCUCCAGCCAUGGGGCGCACUGCACUGUUCUACCACAGUGGGGGCAGCAGUGGCUAUGAGAGCAUGAUCCGGGACAGUGAAGCCACUGGCAGCGCCUCCUCCGCCCACGAUUCCAUGAGCGAGAGUGGCAUGUCCUCUUCUGGCCGCACCAGGGCUUCUAAAUCCCCCAAGAAGAGGUCUAAUGGCCUCCAGCGGCGGCGUCUGAUCCCGGCUCCUCUGCCAGACACCGCGUCCCUCGGGAAGAAGGCCAGUGCCACGGGCCAAUGGGUGGACCUGCCCCCAUUGCCCGGGACUCUGAAGGAGCCCUUUGAGAUCAAAGUGUAUGAGAUUGACGAUGUGGAGCGACUACAGAGGAGACGACAAGAGGAUGCAGCUGAGCAGCCGUUCCAGGAUGUUGAGAAGGGCCUGCUGUAUUUCAACACUAAGCUGAAGAUUCUGGAGAGGCGGCAGCAGCAGAUCCAGGACCUGCGGGCCAAGCACGACAUGCUGAAAGAGGAACUGGAGGACACCAAGCAGAGGCUGAUGAUGGAUCCCAGCAAGUGGACAGGAGAGUUCGAGGUAGACCAGGAUUUGGACAAGGAGUCGCAGGAGUAUCUAGAGGCCCUGGAGCAGGUGACAGACGAACUGGAGUACUGCGUCAACCUAUGCAAGUCGCGUGUCAUGAUGGUGACGUGCUUCGACAUUGGGGUGGCGUCCGACGUUCAAGAUGGACCACGAGAAGUCGAAGUGUGAGAGAGCGACAGAGGGAAGAGAGGGAAUCCAGAAAGUCGACAAGGAAGGAUGACGAAGUGUAGCAGUGAGUUCGUAGAUACGCCGAGAGGCAGCAGGAUGGCGCCCCACAGCGAAAAGACAAAACUAAAAUGGGCGUCAAACAUGGGAAAAGCCACAUGAUGGAAAGGGGCUUUUCUUUCUGCAGAAAGAAAUCUUCACUAUGUUGGACAGACAGGAAUGGAGCAGGACUUUUGAACAAGCAGCAAAGUUUCUACGUUUUCCGCGGUGGCGAGACCGAAAGCAGAUGUCAUAAACCAAUUCAUUUCACUACAUCCCAAAGUGCCUUUUUCUUAAGACUGUUUUCAAGUGAAUAUUUUUUGUAUUGGUGCUAGUAUUAAAACCAGCAUACCUAAGCAAACCCUAAACAUAUUCCUUUUAAGAAAAAUAAACUUAUUUUAUAUUGUAUUGUAUAGUGUAUUUAUAUGAUUAUACAGUAUGUAAAAAUAUCAUUUUAGGUAAGAAAAAAAGAAAUAAAAGGAGAAAAAAAUAAGAGCAAUAAACUAAUGUUAUUGCAUCCCAAACUUUGCCUUUCUCAUGUUCAAACCUCAAGUCAACGUGUGCCCGUGGUCAUACAGCCUGUAGACCUUAGGUUUCUGUCCACUUUGGUUUUUAUCUUAUACGGAUGGCUAACCUUUAAAAACACAGUACUGCAUUAUUUUGUCGAGGACCAGACUUGCUGUCAUAACUAUGCCUCAGCCGGCAGUGUCGCAGAAUUCCUUUGCCGUUUUCAUUUGCCUUGAUCACGAGGGGUCCCGGCGGACACGUGCAGCGCGGGAAGGCGAACCUGUUGUCGUGGAGUGCUCGCCCUUGUUUAUUUAAAUGGAGAUGCGGCAGCGGCGGUCCAUUAAUCCUGAGGGCCGGCUCCCGCGCCGGGCCGCUCCCAACAGGAGACGCGCGUGAUUCAUGGCGUGACAGGCGCCCGCUCUCGAAGGCACCUGCUCUCGGAGGCGCAAGCCCCAGCGUCAGCCUGAGAAACAAGCCCCGCGUCCAUAGCGAGCGCGUGACACCAGUGCCGUUUGGUACGCCACAAGCCCAUUUCUGCACAGUGGCUCUGAGGGGGAGUGGGGGUUCUACUGGGUGAGCAAAGGGCAGAGGUGAGACACUGUAAGCAGGGCCAAUCAGCUGCCCCAGUGGUUUUGCGCAGGGAGGUCCCAGGCCAGUCUAUGCAUUCCACCACUCUUGCUCUAACCAAGAACCUCAAAAUGUCAUUGUGAGCACAAACGUCUUGACCGGUUUCGACCCUUCACGGUUCCAGCGUCCAUCAGAACACUGGUCCAAACCAUGCUGCAGACGCUGGCACAGCUGAGAAAGAGUACCAGUUCUUUGCUGUAUCUUUCUGUUAAUGCGUUCAUAUCCUCAGAUGAGUCAGUCCCCACCCAGAAUGACGGCAGUUAUCUGUCAGCGGCCAGGGAUAUGAGAAUAUCCAGGUCCGAGAAUGAGGACGCAGUGAUUCAAUUUGGAGCCCUGAGAUAUCGGGGCCGUGAACCAAGUGAACAAAUCAGAUCAUUAUUUCAGCAAAAAUGUAGCUGCCAGUAUGUUUUUGUGUUCAUUUGUGUUUUCUCUCUGAAUAAACCCGAUAAGCAGGCUGCGAACUGUUUGGUUUUCCAAAGGGAGAGACAAAAACUCUGGCUUGGUUGUUGUUUCUUUUGAUUAUUAUUAUUAUUUUUUAAAUAAUUCUGAACUGAUCUUGUUUUUCUUCUUUAAAUAAGAAUAUACUCUCAGGCCCUUUCUGAAGAUGCUGCAUGAGAUUUCUAUUCAUCUUUUUGUAUUACACAUUGUUUUGGUUUUGCUCUUGUUUUGUAAUAAAAUCCCUGGCUUUCACUAAUGCGUGGUCGGUCAUCUAGGCUGACUGUUACCAAACAUUUUUUUAAGAAUGGUUUUAACAAAUGUAUGUAAGGCCACAUUUCAUAUCAAAUCAUAUUUUCAAAUGUCUUUGGUUUUGUAUAGGGUUUUCAAAUCCUGUGUAUAAAUGUAUGAUAAUGGCAGCUUGCAUUGACUUUUACUUGUGAAUAAAUGAUAUGUUCCUUCUUAUUGCAGUA
This is a messenger RNA of Anguilla anguilla (European eel), 8904 nucleotides long. Its product is annotated as kinesin-like protein KIF26A. Lineage: Eukaryota; Metazoa; Chordata; Actinopteri; Anguilliformes; Anguillidae. Gene Ontology annotation, molecular function: microtubule motor activity; ATP binding; microtubule binding. The transcript has 16 exons. Gene Ontology annotation, biological process: microtubule-based movement. The coding region runs from base 767 to 6826 and encodes 2019 amino acids. The record is from RefSeq and is a predicted model, not a curated record.